UGCUACUAUGUUAUUCAUACUCUAUAGUAAUGAUACUUGUAGCUGUUCAGUACAUAGUUCAAACUAUAUAAUCAAUUUUUCUAUGAAUGCUUUACAACUCUGUCAUAGCUCGAAAAUUGAAACAGUGGAGCAUACUAACUAUGAACAUCGGUAUUCAACGUGAUCGCGAUAAAAUGCUAAUUAAUGUAGUACAAACAAAGCCAGGAUUAUGGAAUACCCAAAUGACACUUAGUGAACGGACAAAGGCGAAAAAGAAAGUAUUAUGGAAAGAAGUUCAAAAUAUAUUAGGGUUUAUGACUAUGGAUGAGGCAAUGAAAAGAUGGAAAUAUCUAAGAAGUUGUUAUGUGCGUUACAGACGGUUAGCAAACACGUAUGUUCCAAGUGGAUCUGCUGCACAACCGAUUAAAAAACUGAAAGUAUUCCGCUUUUAUGAACUCAUGCGAUUUAUCGAUGAUUCAUUAGAAAAUGCACGAACUGUCAGUGAUUUAUCCGAUUGCGAUAAAACUGCUGAAAGUGCACAAGAAGAGGACAAUUUUUCAAUUGCUUCAACAUCAAAUAGUUCAUGUAAAAAUACACCAUUAUCACGAGCUUCACGAUCGGCACAAACUUCAACAUCCAAUACAAUCUCACAUGAAGCUUUUACGUCGGAACUACGAAACGAGUUUAAAAAUGUUUUAACUACUCCAGUUCCACUAAAGGAUGCCAUUGAUCAUUUUGUAGCUUGCUUAGCAGAUGAGAUGCGAAAACUAUCGAAACAAAAAUGUCGUCAAUUACAAAUAGAAAUUUUGAAACUACUUGCAGAGAUAGAGAAAGAGAAAACCAAAGGAAAGUCAAAGCACAGAAAGAGGAAGUCAAAUAUUUAAUUCAUUCGAUAUAAUUAAAAUUAUUUUAU
This is a messenger RNA of Atta colombica, 892 nucleotides long. RefSeq lists its product as uncharacterized. The transcript has 5 exons. The coding region runs from base 87 to 863 and encodes 258 amino acids. Gene Ontology annotation, biological process: regulation of transcription by RNA polymerase II. NCBI's taxonomy places the organism in Eukaryota, Metazoa, Arthropoda, Insecta, Hymenoptera, Formicidae. The record is from RefSeq and is a predicted model, not a curated record. Gene Ontology annotation, cellular component: transcription regulator complex; nucleus. Gene Ontology annotation, molecular function: DNA binding.